AUGGGUGAAGAAAGACGAGCAUCAAGCCGCUCCAGCCGCAGGAAUGCUGCUUUCACCCAGACUGCAGCUCUGGACACAGACACACGGGACGGCACCGCUGAGCUUCCUAGUUUUUUGGCUCCUCUGCCUUCACAUUUGGCUGAUUCUGCAUCCACAGACCAGAGGAGCAGCAAGAGGAAAAGGCGGUGCACCUCGUCUAGGAGACCGGCUAAACGCUCUCGCAGAGACUUGUACCUGAAGGGCCCGCUGCUGGGACGAGGUGGAUUUGGCUCAGUGUUUGCUGGGAUCCGCAGGUCUGAUGGACUGCCAGUGGCCAUCAAGUAUGUGUCGAAGGACCAGAGCCACGAGAGACUGAAAGUUGACGGUCGGGGUCGGCUGCUGCUGGAGGUGGCAUUGAUGACCCGCGUCAUUUCAGCUCCUGCCUGCCCCAGUGUCCUGCAGCAGCUGGACUGGUUUGACCGUCCCAGACGCUACGUCCUGAUCCUGGAGCGUCCGGCUCCUUGUCAAGAUCUCCAGAGCUUCUGUGAGAAGAACGGCUGUCUGGAUGAGCAUCUGGCCAAGAAAGUGCUGGUGCAGCUGAUCGCCGUGCUGAAACACUGCGAGACCCACGGUGUCCUUCACCUGGACGUCAAGCCAGAGAACCUGCUGAUCUCCAAAGAGUCCCAGGACAUCAAGCUGCUGGACUUUGGCUGUGAUCUGCUGAAGCGAUCGGCCUACAAAUACUUUGCAGGCACUCCUGCAUACGCUCCUCCUGAGUGGUUUUGCAGACAUCGCUACAAUGCCACUCCAGCUACAGUCUGGUCAGUAGGAGUGACGCUCUACAACAUCCUGUGUGACUGUUUCCCCUUCAGAGGCGCACGGAGGGUCACGUCCAGAAGCACACUGACCUUCUCUAGGAGCUUGUCAACAGAGUGCCGUCAGCUGAUUCGCUGGUGUCUCAGUGCAGCGCCGACUGAUAGGCCCAGCUUAGAUGAUCUUGAGUGCACUGAACAGAAGGAGAGCAGGAGUGGCAGAGGAACUGAGGAGAACAGAUCCUGA
Danio aesculapii is the source of this 1038-nucleotide messenger RNA. Its product is annotated as serine/threonine-protein kinase pim-3-like. Gene Ontology annotation, cellular component: cytoplasm. Gene Ontology annotation, biological process: protein autophosphorylation; regulation of mitotic cell cycle; negative regulation of apoptotic process. The coding region runs from base 1 to 1038 and encodes 345 amino acids. Gene Ontology annotation, molecular function: protein serine/threonine kinase activity; ATP binding. NCBI's taxonomy places the organism in Eukaryota, Metazoa, Chordata, Actinopteri, Cypriniformes, Danionidae. The record is from RefSeq and is a predicted model, not a curated record. The transcript is spliced from 8 exons.